Nerophis ophidion (straightnose pipefish) is the source of this 4050-nucleotide messenger RNA. Its product is annotated as guanine nucleotide-binding protein subunit alpha-11-like. The transcript is spliced from 7 exons. The coding region runs from base 135 to 1181 and encodes 348 amino acids. Gene Ontology annotation, cellular component: heterotrimeric G-protein complex. The record is from RefSeq and is a predicted model, not a curated record. Gene Ontology annotation, molecular function: G-protein beta/gamma-subunit complex binding; GTPase activator activity; guanyl nucleotide binding. Gene Ontology annotation, biological process: adenylate cyclase-modulating G protein-coupled receptor signaling pathway; phospholipase C-activating dopamine receptor signaling pathway; action potential. NCBI's taxonomy places the organism in Eukaryota, Metazoa, Chordata, Actinopteri, Syngnathiformes, Syngnathidae.
CCUUACUCUCACUAAGAUUUCACUUUAUCUAAGGCAGACAGGGGAAACUUCCCUAAAUGGACACCUGCCAUUUAUUAUAGGGUGACACGGUUUUCAUUUAUUCUGGAAGAGCGCGAGGUACCUGCACUACGGAAAUGCCACCCUGUGGGUCUCCUGAUUUGAGGGACCAGUACCGCCUUAACAAAGCAAUAGAAAAACAACUUAAACGUGACAAGCAAGAAUCUAAUAUGGUCAUAAAGGUCCUCUUUUUAGGGACGGCAGAAAGCGGGAAGAGCACUUUUAUCAAACAGAUAAGGAUCCUCCAUGGCAGCGGCUACACCGAAACUCAAAGAAGACCCUUUGCUCGCUUGGUGAACCAGAACAUCGUCAACUCCAUCCAAAACCUCAUCGAGGCCAUGGGUAUUCUCCGCAUAAACUACGCCCACAACAGCAACAUUCAACUUGCAGAAAGGAUGAGCGAAGUCCAGUUUGAAAAAGUCGAAAUGUUGGAGGCGUGGCAGGUGGAUGCCAUCAGGAAGAUUUGGAACGAUCAGGGCAUUCAAAAUUGUUUUAGUCGCAGAAGGGAAUUCCAGCUGUCUGACUCUGCCAAAUAUUACCUUUCCGACUUGGACAGAAUCUCAGCCCCCAAUUACAUCCCAACUGAGCAGGACGUUUUGAGGGUCCGUAUCCCAACCACGGGCAUCAUCGAGUACCCUUUUAAGAUCAAAGGAGUUACCUUCAGAAUGGUGGACGUGGGCGGUCAGCGUUCAGAAAGGAAGAAGUGGAUCCACUGUUUUGAUAGUGUCUUAAGCAUUAUCUUCCUGGCCGCGCUCAAUGAUUACGAUCAGGUCCUUCUUGAUGAUCCGAAACAUAACCGAAUGGAGGAGAGUCUGGCUUUGUUCGAGACGUUAAUCACAUCCCAAUGGUUUACCCAAACCUCCUUCAUCCUCUUUCUGAACAAAACUGACUUGCUGGAGGAGAAAGUCUUAGAGUCGAAUGUGGCGGACUACUUCCCAAGAUACAAAGGGCCUCCACGCAACGCCACAAAAGCAAAAGAGUUUAUCCUGGAGCUCUACGCGAUGUUACACAAGGGCCACCAAAAACGUCUCUUCAAGCACUUCACCUGCGCCACGGACACACAUAACGCCAAAGUGGUCUUCAACAGCGUCAAAGAUAUGCUCUUAAUUGAUAUAUUGAACUAGUCGUCGCACCAACACUCGGAGUGGACAUUGAGUGCUGUGUUGAGGCUCACGACAACCAUGAGAUGCAGCCCGGCAGUCCCAGGAAAACCUAAAUGUACUCCCAAAUUGCAUUGCUUUGUUUAUUAUUACCAGUAAACAAACGUGAUCGUAUUUGGAAAUAAGCGGGUGCUUAUGAAGCCAAAACACUGCCAUGAAGAUUUGGCAUUGAGAAAAAAAAUGACAUUGUGGAAAAAGUUGUAUUGGCACCAAAACAAGUUUUGGCAUUCCUCUUUUCAGCAUCUAUCGAUGUUUUUAAUCACUUUGAAGGGUUAGUUGAAAUGUUCCAAAAUGAUUCACGUUGUUGUAGUUAGCAUACACACUUCUGCUGUUUAAAUGAAUAAUCAACAUUCUAUUGUCAAUGUUAAUUUUUCCCUUCUAUUGUUUGUAUAAUAAAAACCAUUAUUCCUGGUAGAAAGAAAAAAUAUAUAUAUCUGGAUCUAUAUUCUUAUUCAAUUGAAAUUCAGGACUACUAUGAUCUAUGCUGUUCAAGGUUUUCAGUUCCAUACAUUUUUUCUGUUUCUGUAUUAAUGUAAAGAUUAAUGUGCACCUGCUCAAGGUUUUCAGUUUCAUACAUUUUUUUCUGUUUCUGUAUUAAUGUAAAGAUGAAUGUGCACCUGAGAAAAGAUAUUCUUGUUUGGUAAUCCCUUGGAGCGUUUUAAUUUUGUAGUUUGAUGUUUAUGUUUGUUUUCUCUCAGACUGCAUUAUCGUUGUUAUUGUUGUAGUUUUUAGGAGUUCUAAUAUUUGUCCAGAUUCUUGAUGUCUUUGUUAACUAGGACUCUUGCUUCUGGACCCCCGUUCAAAUGAAUGCAGAUUUUGCAGUUGGCACUCAUUGUUCCCUGAAUCCCCCCCAAGCUUUCUUGGCAUUUAGUGAGGUGCUGGUUCAUGUACACAUUGGUACCCUUCAACUUUUUACCCUGUCUCAGCAAUCAAUCAAUCAACCAAUCAAUGUUUAUUUACAUAGCCCUAAAUCACAAGUGUUUCAAAGGGCUGCACAAGGCACAACGACAUCCUCGGUUCAGAUCCCAUAUUAGGACAAGGAAAAAUUCAACCCAAUCGGACAAUGGGAAACCUUGGAAAGGACCGCAGAUGUGGGACCCAAUGGACGUUGAGUGGAUCCAGCAUAAUAUUGUGUGAGUCCAGUUCAUACUGGGGCCAGCAGGAGACCAUCCCGAGCGGAGACGGGUCAGGAGCGCAGAGAUGUCCCCAACCGAUGCACAGGUGAUCGGUCCACCCCGGGUCCCAACUUUGGACAGCCAGCACUUUAUCUGUCGCCACAGAGCCUGUGCCUCAACCCUUCCACAAAGGAGAAGGGGGCAGAGCAGAAAAGAAACAGCAGAUCAACUGGUCUAAAAGGGGGGGUAUAUUUAAAUGUUUAAAGAGCCAUAUUGGACCAAAAAUACAAAAACAAAUCUGUCUGAAGCCGUAAAAAAUUAAAAGCCAUAUUACAUACAGAUAGUGUGUCAUGAGAUAGCAAUUGAAUUAAGAGGACUUAAAGGAAACUAAAGGAGCUCAAAUAUAGCUACAAAUGAGGCAUAAUGAUGCAAUAUGUACUACAGCUAGCCUGGAUAGCAUGUUAGCAUCGAUUAGCUUGCAGUCAUGCAGUGGCCAAAUAUGUCUGAUUAGCACUCCACACAAGACAGUAACAUCAACAAAACUCACCUUUGUGCAUUACCGCACAACAUUAAAAGUUUGGUGGACAAAAUAAGACAGAAAAGGAAGUGGCAUAAACGCGUCUUAGAAAGUCGGAGAACGUUAUACAUGUAAACAAACUACGGUGAGUUCACGGACGGCCUAAAUUAGUAGGACAAAACGCCGCUCGCCAAAUACUCGAAUCAGUGAAGCAUGUGGUUUGGAUGUACUAGGCCACCAUUUUCCCGCAGACAACAAGACAGUAGAUGGAUCCGCUUUGGACUGGACUCUCGCGCCAGUGUUGAAUCCAUUAUGGAUUGAACUUUCACAGUAUCAUGUUAGACCCGCAGGCUUCACGGUGGCAGAGGGGUUGGCCCUCAAUACGAAGGUCCUGCAGUCCUGGGUUCAAAUCCAGGCUCGGGAUCUUUCUGUGUGGAGUUUGCAUGUUCUCCCCGUGAAUGCGUGGGUUCCCUCCGGGUACUCCGGCUUCCUCCCACCUCCAAAGACAUGCACCUGGGGAUAAGUUGAUUGGCAACACUAAAAUUGGCCCUAGUGUGUGAAUGUGAGUGUGAAUGUUGUCUGUCUAUCUGUGUUGGCCCUGCGAUGAGCUGGCGACUUGUCCAGGGUGUACCCCGCCUUCCGCCCGAUUGUAGCUGAGAUAGGCGCCAGCGCCCCCCGCGACCCCGAAAGGGAAUAAGCGGUAGAAAAUGGAUGGAUGGAUGUUAGACCCGCUCGAAAUCCAUUGCUUUCGUCCUCUCCAAGGUUUUCAUAGUCAUCAUUGUCACCGACGUCCCACUGGGUGGGAGUUUUCCUUGCCCUUAUGUGGGCCUACCGAGGAUGUCGUAGUGGUUUGUGUUGUGGUUUGUGCAGCCCUUUGAGACACAAGUGAUUUAGGGCUUUAUAAGUAAACGAUUGAUUGAUAGAUUGGUUUUUUUCACCACUUUGAUACAACCUGCAUGAUGACAAAGGAGACGGUUGUCUGUGUAAUGUCUGUAGGUUGUCACGCAUGUUGUCACCUGGCCUGAUCCGGGCCAACGCUAAUUAUGUUGACAAUUAAAUCAAGACACCUCUUAAGGUGUGGCAACGCUCAGUGGGAACUCCUUUGCACCAAACUGCCAUGCUUCAGACCGGUUGGACAUCCUGUUUGGAGGUCCUGACAUAGUUCUAGUAAGUCAAAUAAAGUGUACUGGAAUGACUGUAA